Messenger RNA from Myxocyprinus asiaticus (Chinese sucker), 5562 nucleotides. Its product is annotated as oxidoreductase NAD-binding domain-containing protein 1-like. Gene Ontology annotation, molecular function: oxidoreductase activity. Gene Ontology annotation, cellular component: mitochondrion. Bases 105 to 1025 code for a protein of 306 amino acids. NCBI's taxonomy places the organism in Eukaryota, Metazoa, Chordata, Actinopteri, Cypriniformes, Catostomidae. The record is from RefSeq and is a predicted model, not a curated record. The transcript has 8 exons.
GGCGAUAAAGACUGUUUACCAACCACACAACUCAAACGAAGAAGAAACGUCACCGGCGUAGAGGCAGAGGUUUUGAUAGAGUGAUCAGACCGUCAUAUCCGAUCAUGAGUAUCCCGUGUUUUGUAAAAACAGUGACCAGAAGUUUCACCGGUGGAUCAGGACUGUUCAGGCCCACUGUAUUGUGUUCAUGUAAAGACACGGUCACACGGAAAAUGUCAUCCAGGAGACAGACUGACCAUCUGAAGAGAACCGCUAGUGUUUACAGGCAAAUGGAACUUUUCUCUGCACGAGUUUGUGGCAUUAUGAAUGAAUCUGAAACAGUAAAGAGACUGAGACUGGAGGUGCCACAUCCUGACUUCAGCUUCCAUGCCGGACAGUGGGUUGAUUUCUUCAUCCCAGGUGUGGAUACAGUGGGUGGCUUCUCCAUUUGCUCCAGUCCUGGCCUGCUGCAGAGAGAGGGAGUGAUUGAGCUGGCAGUCAAAUACACGCAUCAUCCUCCUGCGCACUGGAUUCACACCAGAUGCUCUGUGGACUCUGAAGUAGCUGUGAGGGUUGGGGGUAAUUUCUUUUUUGACCCUCAACCUUCUGACCCUGUGGUUGACCUGUUACUGGUUGCUGGUGGUGUUGGCAUCAACCCUCUGUACUCAAUCCUGCUGCAUGCAGCUGACUUGCACAGACACUCACAUGAUCAUGGGUACAAGCCAGGGCACACACAUCUCUGCUACAGUGCCAAGAACACUAAGGAGCUGCUCUUCAAGAACACCAUUAUUGACAUCUGCCGUGAGCUUCCAGAUAAAUUGUCCUGCGAAUUCCAUGUUACUCAGCAAAGUGCUGACAUAGAGGAUGAACUUCAGCCUUACACUAUCAGUGGAAGGAUAUCAGAAGAGGUGCUACAGCGUCAUGUAGACCCUGAGCGUACACUUUGUUAUCUUUGUGGGCCUCCUCCUAUGAUAGAGAAAUUGAAUGCAGACCUGCAGAGGUUUGGCCUAUCAAAGGACAAAAUCCUUUUUGAGAAAUGGUGGUAGCCCCAUCCCUAUAUCACCACAGGCUCCAGCCAUACCAGAGGCCACAGAGAUGGAUCUCUGCAUCUGUCGCAUCAUAGAAAAAGACAGUAAUGGCAAUGGACCAGUAAUGCCUUUGAGUUAAAAUGCAACGUACAACAGACAAUUUGUCUGUAUCUUUAUGGACUUACUUCUCUGGAGUCCAUAUAUCCCUGAAUGAGGAUGGGCUUUAUAGUAUAUUUAAACUUUUAAACUUGAGAACUACUUCUGUUAUACCUCAUUUUAAAGAAGGUCUUGACAAAUUGAACAUAACCUGUGCCGUAAUGUUCUGCGUUAUAAUUCAUUUGCUGGUUAACUCUGCAUAACAGUCCUAUUUUGAGGGCAAGAUGAAAGACUGCACUGGGGUAUUUUUAUUUUUUUUACUACAAUUAUAUGUUGUUUUCAGUUAAAUUUUACAAUACAUAUUUAUUCAUAAAACAGUUGUAAUUCAUAUUCAGAGGUCAUUUAAAACUGGAUUUAUGAAUGAGGAUGCUUUAACAAAAUCUUCCGGGUUAAAUACAAGUUAAGCUAAAUCGACAGUUGUUUAUUAGAAAAAAAUAAUUUUUUAUUUUUAUUAUUUUUAUAAAAAAGCAAAAUUAAGGUUACAGUGAAGCAUUUACAAUCAAAGUAAAUGGGGUACAUUUUUUUAAUGUUUUAAAGGCCGAAAUGUGAAGUUAAAUAAUAAUUUUACAAAAGCACUUUAAUUCUUCUGUUAAAACUUGCAUAUUUUUUGAGCUGUAAAGUUGUUUAAAUCGUUGUUUUUGCGGGAUUACAGGGUUUAUGGCAUUACGUCAACAUGGCAACGAAGUUGAAAAUUUAAAAAAACUUUACAUAAGCCUAGAAACCAAUUUUAUCACAAUCAUGUUAAUGCAUUUUUUAUAUCUUGUGGCUAUACUUCUGAAACAGUAAGUAUUUGAACAUUUACAGAUUGGCCCCAUUCACUUCAAUUGCAAGUACCUCACUGUAACCCAGAUUUUUGCCUUUUGUUUUUGUCUUGUUUUUACCUCGUGCGACCCCGCGUAUACAGUGCAUUCAGAAAGUAUUCAGACCCCUUAAUUUUUUCACAUUUUGUUAUGUUGCAGCCUUAUGCUACAAUACUUUAAAUUUUUUAUUUUUUUACAUCAAUCUACAUUUCAUACCCCAUAGUGACAAAAAAUAGAUUUUUGAUAACUUUUCAAAUGUAUUAAAAAGAAAAAGCUGAAAUAUCACAUUGACAUACAGUUGAAGUCAGAAGUUUACAUACGCUUAGGUUGAAGUCAUUAAAACUCAUUUUUUAACCACUCCACAGAUUUCAUAUUAGCAAACUAUAGUUUUGGCAAGUUGUUUAGGACAUCUACUUUGUGCAUGAAAUUAGUAAUUUUUCCAACAUUUGUUAACAGACAGAUUGUUUCACUUUUAAUUGACUAUAUCACAAUUCCAAUGGGUCAGAAGUUUACAUAUACUUAGUUGACUGUGCCUUUAAGCAGCUUGGACAAUUCCAGAAAAUGAUGUCAAGCCUUUUUAGGCAAUUGGCCAAUUAGCUUCUGAUAGGCUAAUUGGAGUCAAUUGGAGGUGUACCUGUGGAUGUAUUUUAAGGCCUACCUUCAAACUCUGUCCCUCUUUGCUUGACAUCAUUGGAAAAUCAAAAGCAAUUAGCCAAGACCUUCACAAGUCUGGUUCAUCCUUGGGAGCAUCUGUACAAACAAUAGUACGCAAGUAUAAACACUAUGGGACCACGCAACCAUCAUACCGCUCAGGAAGGAGACGCAUUCUGUCUCCUAGAGAUGAACGUAGUUUGGUGCGAAAACUGCAAAUCAAUUCCAGAACAAAGGACCUUGUGAAGAUGCUGGAGGAAACAGGUAGACAAGUAUCUAUAUCCACAGUAAAACGAGUCCUAUAUCGACAUAACCUGAAAGGCUGCUCAGCAAGGAAGAAGCCACUGCUCCAAAACCGCCAUAAAAAUGCCAGACUGCAGUUUGCAAGUGCACAUGGGUGCAAAGAACUUACUUUUUGGAGAAAUGUCCUCUGGUCUGAUGAAACAAAAAUUAAACUAUUUGGCCAUAAUGACCAUUGUUAUGUUUGGGGGUGCUUUGCUCCAGGAGGGACUGGUGCACUUCACAAAAUAACUGGCAUCAUGAGGAAGGAAAAUUAUGUGGAUAUUUUGAAGCAACAUCUCAAGACAUCCACCAGGAAAUUAAAGCUCAGUCGCAAAUGGGUCUUCAAAAUGGACAGUGACCCCCAAGCAUACCUCCAAAGUUGUGGCAAAAUGGCUUAAGGACAACAAAGUAAAGGUAUUGGAGUGGCCAUCACAAAGCCCUGACUUCAAUCUGAUAGAAAAGUUGUGGGCAGAACUGAAAAAGCGUGUGCGAGCAAGGAGGCCUAAAAACCUGACUCAGUUACACCAGUUCUGUCUGGAAGAAUGGGCCAAAAUUCCAGCAACUUAUUGUGAGAAGCUUGUGGAAGGCUACCCAAAAGGCUUGACCAAAGAUAAAUAAUUUAAAGGCAAUGCUACCAAAUACUAACAAAGUGUAUGUAAACUUUUGACCCACUGGGAAUGUGAUGAAAGAAAUAAAAGCUGAAAUUUCACAUUUUUUAAAAUAAAGUAGUGAUCCUAAAUGUCAGAAAUUGCGAAAAACUGAGUUUAAAUGUAUUUGGCUAAGGUGUAUGUACACUUCUGACUUCAACUAAGUAGACCCUUAACUCAGUACUUAGUUGAAGCACCUUUGGCAGUGAUUACAGCAUCAAAUCUUUUUGGGUAUGAUGUGACAAGCUUUGCACACCUGGAUUUGGGGAUUUUCUGCCAUUCUUCUCUGCAGAUCCUCUCAAGCUCUGUCAGGUUGGAUGAGGACCAUUGGUGGACAGCCAUUUUCAGGUCUCCCAGAGAUGUUCGAUUGGAAUCAAGUCCGGGCUCUAGCUGGGCCACUCAAGGACAUUCACAGAGGUGGCCUUAAGCCACUCUUGCAUGUCUUGGCUGUGUGCUUAGGGUUGUUGUCCAGUUGGAAGUUGAAAUUUCGGCCCAGUCUGGGUGCUCUGGACCAGGUUUUCAUUAAGGAUAUCUCUGUAUUUAGCUGCAUUCAGCUUUCCUUAAACCCUGACCAGUCCCCCAGUCCUUGUUGCUGAAAAACACCCCAACAGCAUGAUGCUACCACCACCAUGCUUCACCGUUGGGAUGGUAAUGCGCAGGUGAUGCUGUGCCUGAUUUCCUCUAGACAUGACGCUUGGAAUUGAGGCCAAACAGUUCAAUCUUAGUUUCAGCAGACCAGCAAAUCUUGUUUCUCAGUCGGAGUCCUUUAGGUGCUUUUUCAUGUAUCUUGCACUGAGGAGAGGCUUCCGUCUAGCCACUCUGCCAUAAAGCCCAGAUCAGUGGAGUGUUGCAGUGAUGGUUGUCCUUCUGCAAGUUUCUCCUAUCUCCACACAUGAUCUCUGGAGCUCAACCAGAGUGAUCAUUGGGUUCUUGGUCACCUCUCUUACCAAGGCCCUUUUCGCCUGAUUGCUCAGUUUGGCCGGGCGGCCGGCUCUAAGAAGAGUCCUGGUUGUUCCAAAUGUCUUCCAUUUAAGAAUUAUUAUGGCCACUGUGCUCUUGGAAAACUUCAAUGCAGACAAAAGAUGUUUGUAACCUUCGCUAGAUCUGUGCCUCGACACAAUCCUGUCUCUGAGCUCUGCAGGCAGUUCCUUUUGAUCUCAUAGCUUGGUUUUUGCUCUGAUAUGCAUUUUCAGCUGUGAGAUCUUAUAUAGACAGGUGUGUGCCUUUCCAAGUAAUGCCCAAUCAAUUGAAUUUGCCACAGGUGGACACCAAUGAAAGUGUAGAAACAUUAGGGGCAGUGGUGGCUCAGCAGUUAAGGCUCUGGGUUACUGAUCAGAAGGUCGGGGGUUCAAGCCCCAGCACCACCAAGAUGCCACUGUUGGGCCCUUGAGCAUGGCCCUUGCACUGAGGAGAGGUUUCCGUCUAGCCACUCUACCCUAUCUGCUCCGGGGCACCGUAUCAUGGCUGACCCUGCACUCUGACCCUAGCUUAGCUGGGUUAUGUGAAAAAAAGAAUUUCACUGUAUAUGUGCAAAUGUAUAAUGUGUGAAAAAUAAAUAUAAUUAUAAAAAUUAUUAUUAUUAUAAUCUCAAAGAUGAGAGAAAUGGGAUGCACCUGAGAUGCACCUAAAUUUCAAGUGUCAUAACAAAGGGUCUGAAUACUUAUGUCAUAUUUCAGAUUUUCUUUUUAAUAAAUUUGCUUAUCAACUUAUCAAAAAUCUGUUUUUUUCUUUGUCCUUAUGGGGUAUGGAAUGUUGACUGUAAGAAGUGGUGGUGGUGUAGUGGACUAAAGCACUGAACUGGUAAGCAAAAAUGUUGUUGGUUCAAUCCCCACAGCCACCACCAUUGUGUCCUUGAGCAAGGCACUUAACUCCAGGUUGCUCCAGGGGGAUUGUCCCUGUAAGUCACUUUGGAUAAAAGCGUCUGCCAAAUGCGUAAAUGUAGACUGAUGUGGAAAAAAAAUAAUUUGAAGAAUUUUAGCAUAAGGCUGCAACAACAAAAUGUGAAAAAAAAAAAAGAAA